Molecule: messenger RNA, 1344 nt
Organism: Camelina sativa (false flax)
Lineage: Eukaryota; Viridiplantae; Streptophyta; Magnoliopsida; Brassicales; Brassicaceae
Source: RefSeq, a predicted model, not a curated record
AUGAAAGGACCUGAUUCCUUAGUUCUCAAUGGAGAGUAUAUUCAUAUGCGGUGUUGUGCUCACAUCUUAAACUUGAUAGUGAGGGAUGGCUUAGCUAAGGCAAAAACGAGUAUAGUGGCUAUCAGAAAUGCCAUUAAGUAUGUGAGAUCAUCCGGAGACAGGCUGAAAUCGUUUCUUCUGCGGGUUGAGACAGGGAACGUAGGUCGAGGAAGCUUAUGUCUUGAUGUUGCAACCAGGUGGAACUCGACUUAUCUAAUGCUCACAGCCGCAAUUAAGUUUAGGGUUGCAUUUGAAAAGAUGUUGGCUGAAGACAAGCUCUAUAACGAGUACUUCAUGGAGACUGAAGAGAAUGCUGAAGGGGAUACGGGUGAGAAUGGUCGAAAGCGUGUUGGUCCACCUACGUUUGCUGAUUGGGAGCAGGUGCAAAGGUUAGUUAAAUUCUUGAAGAUCUUUUUCAAUUGCACUUUAACCUUCUCGGCUACAAAAACAGUGACCUCUCCUGUUUGUUACAAUGAGCUGGUGAUCAUUGAAAGGAAUCUGAUCAACCUAAGCAUUAAUGGUGAUUUGCUACUAAAGACUGAGGCUAUGAUUAUGAGGGCAAAGUUUGAAAAGUAUUGGGAUGGUCUCAACAACAUGAAUCCCCUAGUAAUCAUUGCUUUUGUUUUUGAUCCCAGAAACAAAAUGCAAUUUGCUGGUCUUUGCUUUGACAAGCUGUAUGGCAAAGACAGUAUGGAGAGUACUCAUCUAAGGUCGUCCAUUAAGAGUGUGAUGAAGGAGCUGUAUGGAGAGUAUGUGGUGAAGCUGAGCGGAAGUGAGCCUGGAAACUCAACCUAUGGAGGAACCGUAACUGAACCUGUGGUGACAACCAAUGAUCUGUUUGAUUUGUCAGAUGAUGAUGGUUAUGAGAGGACGGAUACGUUGUACUCUGAGAUGGUUGCUGAAACUUCAAAUGAGGAAUGUAGCAGUGAGCUUGAUAUUUACUUAUUGGAGAAACCUGUGAUAAGAACUCCAGCUGCUUUAGGAAUGGACUUUGAUAUUUUAUCUUGGUGGAGGCGUAACAGUUCAAAAUUCCCAGUCUUAUCCGAGGUAGCUAGAGAUGUCCUCGCCAUUCAAGUUUCAUCCGUUGCUUCUGAAUCUGCAUUCAGCACAAGUGGUCGGAUUUUGGACCCUUAUCGAAGCUCUAUGUCACCACACAUGGUUGAGACUUUAGUUUGCACUCAACAAUGGCUGAGGAAUACUAUUUCUGCUGAGAAAUUAGCCAGCUUAGCUCAGAUGUUUGAGGAAUUGCAGUUUCAUGAGUCCUUAGCUUCACAGAGUGAGGGACACCCAUCCGCACAUCCAUGA